AUGGCUAAGUUAUGGUGCUUUUUGUGCGCAAUCAUAUUGCUUCAAGUUUCAAAAGCUGUCAUUUCAAAACGUGAACAAGUCACUACACCUCCAUUGCCAAUCCUACCAUUACCAUCGUUUUCUCAAUUGAAAUGGCAAGAAAGGGAACUCAUUAUGUUUCUUCACUUCGGUGUCAACACAUUCACUGAUUCUGAAUGGGGCACUGGUAAAGAAAACCCUGCCAUUUUCAAUCCAGUCGGGCUUGAUGCUAACCAGUGGGUCAAUGUGGCGGCAGAAGCUGGAUUUUCUCUCAUGAUAUUAACUGCAAAACAUCACGAUGGAUUUUGCUUGUGGCCUAGCAAAUACACUGACCAUUCUGUGGCAAGCAGUCCAUGGAAAAAUGGGCAUGGAGAUGUUGUUCAAGAGCUCGUCCAUGCAGCCAAGAAUCACGGUGGGGUUGAUGUGGGACUGUAUCUUUCUCCAUGGGAUCGGCAUGAUAAAAGAUACGGUCAUGAUUUGGAGUACAAUGAAUACUACUUGGCUCAGUUGCAAGAACUUCUAAACAAGUAUGGGAGCAUCAGAGAGAUAUGGUUUGAUGGUGCGAAAGGUUCAAAUGUACCAAACAUGUCAUAUUAUUUCUCAGAUUGGUUUUCAAUGGUGAAAGAGCUGCAGACUUCCAUCAACGUAUUUUCCGAUGCCGGUCCGGAUGUCAGAUGGGUUGGAAAUGAAAUGGGGUUCGCCGGAAGCACAUGUUGGUCCACCAUUAACAGGACGUCACUUUCAAUUGGAAAUGGAAGCAUUGUUGAUUAUCUCAACACCGGUGACCCAAAAGGGACAGACUGGUUGCCAGCAGAAUGUGAUGUUUCAAUUCGAAAAGGAUGGUUUUGGCAUAAAUCAGAAUCCCCAAAGAGGCUAAGCAUUUUACUUGACAUAUACUACAAUUCAGUCGGACGAAAUUGUGUGCUAUUAUUCAAUGUUCCUCCCAAUUCGUCCGGCCUUAUAUCUGAGAAUGAUGUCCAAAGAUUAAUAGAGUUUAGAGGUGCAAUCGACAAAAUAUUUUCUACAAAUUUAGCUGAGAAAUGCUCGAUAAGAGCUAGCAGCCAAAGAGGGGGAAAGGAUAGCGAUUUCGGGCCCGAAAAUGUGCUGGAUGGUGACCAUUUGUGGACUUAUUGGACACCAAAAGAAGAAGAGUUAGAAGAUAAUUGGAUUGAGUUCAAAUGCAUUGACGAAUUGAGGUUCAAUGUUAUUAGAAUUCAAGAGGCGAUUGGUCUUGGCCAAAGGAUCAAACAACAUGAAGUUUAUGUAGAUGGUAAGAAGGUUGCUAAAGGGACUACAGUGGGACAUAAGAGGCUUCAUAGGCUCGAAGAGGGAGUUGUUAAGGGCCAAAUUGUAAGGAUUAAGAUUCUCAAAUCAAGAGCAGUGCCAUUGAUAUCUUCCAUUGGCUUGCAUUAUGACCCUUUUUGGCACCCAAAUAAGAUGUGA
Molecule: messenger RNA, 1461 nt
Organism: Dovyalis caffra
Lineage: Eukaryota; Viridiplantae; Streptophyta; Magnoliopsida; Malpighiales; Salicaceae
Source: the annotation of a GenBank genome assembly